AUGAUCGGGAGCAAGUCGACGGAGCUUAUCAUUUUGGCAUUAAUUUGUGCAGCAACGGUUGUCAGUGGAAAAUCAGUUCCAUUGUCAGAUGAGGUAGAUGCCGGCGAUAAUAAUGAAACGGGUGGUGGUUUGAGCGUCAGUUUAACGAUCACAUCCACCUCAAAUGCAACGAAAGAAGGUGACGAUGGUCAAGUCAACGUACAAUUCAGCAACGCAGGAGAAACAACCCUCUACAUCUAUCAGAUCGCCGUACCGUCCAACGGUAUAAUGUUGAUACCUCUGUUCCACCUCACUCUCCAUGGCAAGAAAGUAUCCUACGUCGGGCCUCGUUUUAAACUGAGUGCAGCAGCAGUUUAUGCGACUAUCGCUUUGGCACCAGGCGAGAAUUUGAAUUUUAUCGUCUCGCUCAGCCCCUACUACGAUCUACGUGCCAGUGGCCCGUACAAGAUUCGAUACCAGCAGUUUGCUGAUCGUGUGCUGAAAACUCAGUCUGCUGCUGCUAAGGCAACUAUCGUGUCGAACAUCCUGACACUCCAACUCAACGGCGUUAGCAAUGCAGUUUUGAAAGAAGCAGACCGACGUCGUCUCCUGCUCAGCGCAAAAAAGGAAAACGGUGCCGGUAAGGCGGAGUCCCCUCAGAUCACCUUCAACGACGAAUGUACUGACAAGCAGAAAACCACCAUCGCAGCUGCUAUCGCACAAGCCAAAGAGUACACGAAGGACACACAAAGUUUCUUGGCUAAUGACAUAUUAAAGGAAAAAAAGGAGCGCUUCACCAAAUGGUUCGGUAUAGCAGAAGGUGGUUCUGAAAGGAGUUCAGCUAUCCAGGAAGAACACUACAGUGCAAUCGCGGAUCACUUCAUCAAAGUCAAAGAUGUUCUUCACAACCAGCCGCAGAAGUACUUUUGUCGAGUUGUUAACCUUGACCAAUGUACGAGUGGUACCUUCGCCUACGUUUACCCGGAUAUGCCCUAUGAGUACAAUCUAUGCACCACAUUUUUCGAAGCGGAAGUAGCUGGUACAGAUUCGCAAGGCGGUGCACUUAUUCACGAAACAACUCAUUUUCUUCUGGUUGCUGGUACCGAUGAUGUUGCGGAUACCGGCGAUAAUGCGGCUACAUACGGCAAGGAGAAGUGUGAACAACUGGCUAAGAAGAACCCGACUUUAGCAGUUCAGAACGCAGAUAACAAUGAAUAUUUUGCUGAAAACUCUCCUUGA
Messenger RNA from Didymodactylos carnosus, 1218 nucleotides. The record is from the annotation of a GenBank genome assembly. Lineage: Eukaryota; Metazoa; Rotifera; Eurotatoria; Philodinida; Philodinidae.